CACGAGCACCUGCAGCCAAAGCCAGAGUCCGCCCGACCCAGCGGUAAAUCAUUCAUUCUCUCUUCCUUUGUUCAUCUCAUCGACCAUCCCGCGCAACCGACGACUCUUCUGCAACUUCCAGUCCUUUGACUUGACUCUGCUUCCCUUCACUCCCCGCCGGACCAGACAAGACUCGAUCCCCACCGUCCCGUCCGUCUGUCCCUUCUCUCCCGACUCUUCGUCGCCCGCCUCUGAAUCCAUCCGACGGCCCUGCGACGACGAUUCAGCCUCCCUGCGCGCGUUAGAUUUCUAUCCCACCGCCCCACGAGUGAAGGCUUCUAUAGAGAGAGCUCCUCAAACAACAAGACACAAUGGCUGCGAACACAAAGUUCCUACGAGAGUACAAGCUCGUCGUUGUCGGAGGAGGUGGUGUCGGUAAAUCAUGCUUGACCAUUCAGUUGAUUCAGAGCCAUUUCGUCGACGAGUAUGAUCCCACAAUCGAAGACUCGUACCGAAAGCAGUGCGUUAUCGAUGAAGAGGUUGCUCUGCUCGACGUCCUCGAUACCGCCGGUCAGGAAGAGUAUAGCGCCAUGCGAGAGCAGUAUAUGCGAACCGGAGAGGGAUUCCUACUAGUCUAUUCCAUUACUUCGCGACAGAGCUUUGAGGAAAUUACCACCUUCCAGCAACAGAUUCUGCGAGUCAAGGAUAAGGACUAUUUCCCCAUGGUCGUUGUUGGCAACAAGUGCGAUUUGGAGGGCGACCGAGACGUGUCACGACAAGAGGGUGAGGCGCUGGCAAGGUCAUUUGGCUGCAAGUUCAUUGAGACGUCGGCCAAGUCUCGCAUCAACGUUGACAAGGCCUUUUUCGAUAUCGUGCGAGAAAUCCGGAGAUACAACCGCGAGAUGCAAGGCUACUCGACCGGCAGCGGCGGCACCGCAGGCGCAAACGGCCCACCCAAGCCCAUGGAUAUGGACAACGGCGAGCAAGAGGCUGGAUGCUGCGCCAAGUGCGUGCUUAUGUAA
Messenger RNA from Fusarium vanettenii 77-13-4, 1001 nucleotides. RefSeq lists its product as uncharacterized. Gene Ontology annotation, biological process: signal transduction. Lineage: Eukaryota; Fungi; Ascomycota; Sordariomycetes; Hypocreales; Nectriaceae. The record is from RefSeq and is a predicted model, not a curated record. The transcript is spliced from 4 exons. Bases 351 to 1001 code for a protein of 216 amino acids. Gene Ontology annotation, cellular component: plasma membrane. Gene Ontology annotation, molecular function: GTPase activity; GDP binding; GTP binding.